This is a messenger RNA of Angiostrongylus costaricensis, 309 nucleotides long. Lineage: Eukaryota; Metazoa; Nematoda; Chromadorea; Rhabditida; Metastrongylidae. The record is from the annotation of a GenBank genome assembly.
AUGGUGCAAGGAAAGACAAAGAAGCGAUAUUUGCGACCAACGGUGCAAUCAAGUAGUUUGCGAUCCUACGAUCUGACUUUGCUUCGUGCCGAUGAUCGGGUUGAAAGCGAUGAGAAAGGACCGAUGACCUUCUUGUGGAAAAGUGGAAAAAUUGGUGAAAGAGUUACUAUCGGAAAAGGGAACUUUCGUUAUUCGACUGAGAAUCAGGAAAUCUUGGCUUGCAUUGAGAUCGAUGUCUGGAAUUUUGUCAACGAGAGCUUCAAUGAUGUCGGUGUGUUGCCAGUUUCAUCGAAGCUACAGAUUAUGUGA